This is a messenger RNA of Chelonus insularis, 1109 nucleotides long. RefSeq names its product transcription factor CP2-like protein 1. Gene Ontology annotation, biological process: regulation of transcription by RNA polymerase II. Gene Ontology annotation, molecular function: DNA-binding transcription activator activity, RNA polymerase II-specific; RNA polymerase II cis-regulatory region sequence-specific DNA binding. Lineage: Eukaryota; Metazoa; Arthropoda; Insecta; Hymenoptera; Braconidae. The record is from RefSeq and is a predicted model, not a curated record. Gene Ontology annotation, cellular component: nucleus. The coding region runs from base 128 to 1003 and encodes 291 amino acids. The transcript is spliced from 3 exons.
AAAUAAGUGGGGACCCACGCUUCAAACGAGGAUCACUUGGUUCUUGAGUUUAGUCGUUAGUGUAGAAAGUGAAGACUAAGUUGAUUAAUUUUAACCCUGAUUUUAUUUUUGUUAAUUUCUAUUGAAAAUGGAAACGAGUGGAGUAUUGGCAUACAAAUUUCCAGACGAUGACACAUCUGAUGAUUCAUCUUCAAGUAGUUCAAGUAGUUCAAACUCAAGCAGUUCCAGUAUUGUUAGUAAAAAUAUGAAACCCUCAAUGAAUGAUGUGAAUACACAAAUAUCAUUAUCUUCUAAGGAUUACACAGCUUCCAUUAUUGAUAGACUACGUGAAAAAAUUAUAUUAAUGAGAACAAAUUCACCAGAUGAUGAAUUUUUAAAUAAAAGUUUCAAUUCGAAAGAAAGUGAAGAGGAAAUUCAAGAAACAGAAGAAUCUAUUUCAACCGAGUGUAAUAAUGUAAAUUGUACUGAGGAUGAUAACGUUGGAUCUGAUGAUGGAAGUACGUUGUUACAAUUCUUCCAUUUAGGACCAUCAUCAACCCAGGAAGAUAUUACUGCAUGGUUAAGAUAUAAUAACUUUGGAGACUUAAUCGAUAUUUUCAAUGGAUUCAACUAUUAUGAUUUGCGACGCUUGAAUCGAAAUGAUUUUAUUGAAAUGUGUGGAACAGUAAAAGGAAUUCAAAUAUUCAAUGCGGUACAAAUGAAACCAGUUCGACCUUUAAGGACUGUUUAUUGUGCUUUGGAACCAAUAGAUAACAAUAAAAUGAUAUGGCAACCAGUUUAUCUUCAUUGUUUGAGUGCUAUCGACUUUAAUGCAGAAAUUGUUGCACGAUUCAAGUUAUCAACACGUAAACAUUCACUUUGGAUAGAAGGGCCUUAUGGAAUUCAUAUCCUUGUAAAUAAUGAAUUUGUAGAAUAUAUGGAGGAUAACGACAUGUUUUUAAUUCGUUUGGUUGAAUAUCCGGCCGUGGAGCAUUAUAAAAUUAUUUUAAAAAAAUAUUUGUAACUAAUUACAUUGCAAUGACUAAAGUUUAUAAAACUGUACUAUUUGUUGAGAAAAAAAACAACAAAAUGAUUCUGUGAAGAAAUAAAAUUACUUGUAACCCUUAAAA